GUCAAGCUUUUAUAUUUUUCUUAUUGUAUUGCUUUUGUAUUUUGCGUUGCCGUAUGGUUUAGGAGGCCCAUUUUCUUAGAGAGCGAAGGGCAGUGUAGGUCGAAGUUUGUGCUUUUAGGACGUAUAGUGCUUGGUGCCAGGACCGCUCGGUGGUUGUUGCUUCCGGAUAAGAAGUCCUCGGUGCUAUAUUUUAUUAUGCUGUUGCGUAGAAUGUUCUGAUCGGUUUAUACGAUGUUUGAGUUGGUGGAAUCCAACAUGACUGUGUGCCAUUUCCAAAGUAACUUCAUUCGGUGUGUUGUACAUGUGCUGUAAUUUUGCAAAUGUUCAUUUAUAACGUGGAGUUGAUGCUGACAGCCUUCGCCAGAGUUUUGUUGCGGAUAGUGAAAGCAAAAUCAACAUGUAAUGUGGAGUGCUGGAAGAAAUACAACACAUUGACUAUAACUUAAACAUUUUGUGGAGUAAUAUACACUCAAAAUACCCGUGACGUUUCCUAAAGCUAUAUGCUCAAAUUCCAUAUCGUGGCUAUACGUAAAAUAGCGUGUUUUAGUGCUUGUUCAUGUGAAUUAAAUAAUAAGUUGGCAUACUGGAGUUACGCGUACAUUACGUUACGCUUAGUGGAAGUGAACUAAACUACAGACUAGCAGCACGAAUAGUUGUGUAUUGGUGCAGUCGGUUUGGGCUGGUUAUUUUGGUUUUCUCCGUUAUUGCGGGUUCUCAAAUACUUACCGCAGCAUGAUGUCAGGUGCAACGCAAGAUUGUAUACCAUCCCGUGGCAAUGGCGAAGUGAGUGUGAUUAAACCAGAACCGUUGGUUAAUGUGCCGGAUUCGAACGAAUCCUCGCCAGGCAGCAGUAGCCAUAAUAUGCUCGUUGCUACAAACUAUCAAAUGCAAGUCCCCGCAACUAGUAGCAAUAGUAACAGCAACAACGGUAGCACAGGAGUGUCCUCUCGGCGCUUUUCAACGUCACUACAAUCAUCAUCACCGGUUUCCUCCCCGUCACCCACACCGUCCGCCUGUGGUUCUUCAAAGCUGAGCAACGGUUCUGGUAGAUUUAACCCAGUGCCAUUGGCGGCGACUUUAACCAUUGGCAGUAGUGUUAUGACAACGGUUAGUAGCUCAGCUGGUGGUAUUAGUACUACUGGUAGCAGUAAUACGGCGAACUAUCACAAUUUCAUCGGACGGCUGAUUAGUAAGGACAACAUGUUGCUGAUAAGCGAGGACGUAAUCGAAGUUGGUCGCAAUUCAUCCAAGUCGCUGGUCGAUUUUCAUGUUGGGAAAAACAGCUUCGUCUCUCGAAAGCACUUCAUCAUUCAACAUGAUAUGAACGACGAGUUUACGCUGUUCUGCCUUAGCAAGAACGGUGUCUUUAUUGACAACGUAUUUCAUCGUAAAAGUGGCGAACCGUACAAAUUGCCGAAACUAUGCAGUAUCCGCUUUCCAAGUACGAAUAUCAAAAUCCAGUUCGAAAAUCUGAUUGAUCUAGCCAACAAUGGUAUUAUGAUCGAUUUAAACGAGCAUACACCAGUAAAAAUCACUGGCUGUCCCAUGAGCAUCCCACUGCAAAAUAUCACCAGCAAUAGCGUGGGCAGCGGCGGUAGCAGUACCAGCACCGGUGGUGCUCUCUGCGUUUCGGGCAACAAAUCACCAUCGUGCAGCGUAAUCUAUGCGCCACUAAAAAUUUCGAUUCCUUCCGAGCAGGGGGCUAGCGGUGGAACCGGACAGGGCCUUCUGAACGACAUUCCGCGUGGACGCUGUCGUGGUAGUCUUGUUGGUGGCGUAAGUGGAGGAAGUGGUGGUCGUGGUAGUGACAUACACGGCGGUGGUGGAGGAAGUGUCGGCAGCGGCUACCCGUCGCCGACGGGUACGAUAAGUGCUGCAAAUAGCUGCCCAACUAGUCCUAGGCAAAACGUCCACGACUUUGCCCAGUACAGUAGCAAUCAUCAUCAUCAUCAUCAUCAUAGCAACAUUAGUCACUCUACUGGCACCAAUACCAACAACAACAAUUAUUCUGAAUUUCAAGCACCUGCUACACAAUCUUUGGAAAGUGACAAACCACCGUAUAGUUAUGCGCAGCUUAUCGUGCAAGCUAUAUCUGCAUCGCCAGAAAAACAGUUAACAUUGUCUGGAAUCUACUCGUUUAUAUCGAAAAAUUAUCCCUAUUAUCGUACCGGCGCUAACAAGGGUUGGCAAAAUUCAAUCCGUCAUAACUUGAGCCUCAAUCGUUAUUUCAUCAAAGUGCCAAGGUCGCAAGACGAACCGGGCAAAGGCAGCUUUUGGCGGAUAGAUCCAUCCAGCGAGCUGAAGCUGAUUGACCAGAGCUAUCGGAAACGCCGCCAACGAGGUUCGCAAUGUUUUCGUUCUCCAUUCGGUAUGCCAAGAUCUGCGCCGGUUUCUCCUAAUUAUACGGACAAUUCGCGCGAAGGUUCCCCAAUCAACGAAGAACUGCUGCUGUCUGCACCAGGUUCUCCCGGACAGAACAAUAGUAGCUACUCUGCGAACAAUCAUGAUGGUUCCCAGCAAUCUUCCUACCAGAACCAAUACACAGCUUAUGCCAGUGCUGAUCACCAUCCGACCGAAGUUUAUGAAGAAGAUGAGCAGAUGGAAUAUGAAAGCGACGACUACGAACCAUGCAACAAACGUCAGAAGAUGUAACUGUCUCCUCAUUGUGACGGAAUUUUAUAAGGUUGAUAUGCAGCUGUCAGCUGUAACGCUGAACGACGUCCGUUAUUGCCGUCGUUUUCGUUUUCAUGGCAUCGCUUUUAGCGCUUUUCGCUUUUACCGAGUAGUGAAUUGACGAAGAGGGAGAGAUAUGUUGCUCGAUUCGGUUUGAUUGAACUUUAUUUUUGCUCAAUCAUUGAACUUUAACAAUCAACAAGGCCCUACACAAUUAAAUUAAAUUUAAAAAAAUAAGGAUUUUCUUUUCGUUUGCCAAGUUCAUUCCCGCUGCUCAAACAGAAAAUGCUUCCUAAUUUUAUGGUUUUUAGCAAAGAAAAUACAUGUUUUUCGAUUCCAUGUGAAGUAAGCGAAGAGCACCUCUGUCCAUUAUUACAAAACAUGUGAAGAAUGUAGAAGAGCGCUUACUUAGAGUGGACUUGCUUUAAAACUCAAUCGAAAACCUUAACUUGAUUGGUUUAAUAAGAUCGUCUAACUUGGUUGGUUUAACCUGAUUGGUUGAAUACGUUUCGAUGAUGCUACCGUCCAAAUGACGCGUCGUGAUUGGUUGAAAUGCUGGAAAAACGACGUGGGAAUAUUAUAAAUCAAUCAAUUUGUAAUCUGCAUAACUUACACAUUCUUUCGUCUUGAUUAGCGGGUUCCUAGCAGAUGGUUAGAAGGUACUCAUUCGUCUAAACUAACCGCAGUAUUGGUCGACUCUUUAUGUUGGUUACAAGCACGCAUGGCAGUGUUGUAACAUAGCUAAAACACAUUUGGCCUUCUUGAUAAACACCAUUUCUAUUUACCUGAGAUGACCUGGGAUAAAACUUUUUCAUUUGAACGACAAUGGAAAUGAUUAUCUUUUUAAGGUCUAUUACUUUGUCUGACAAAAGAUUUAAUAACUGCUUUGUCCUAGUGACUUGGUCCUAGAGACAUUCAAGUUUGCAGAAACUGUUCUUAUUGACGAGCGGUUUUUAAACAUGUCAUCAUUGCGACAUUGCAGGCAGAAAUUGAAAUUAGUUUGGCCAUAUUUUACUCAACCGCAUUGAAGCAAUCUCCUAGAUGGUGAAGAAUGCCUCAAGUUAUGAUGCAAUCAAAGGUCCAAAGAAUGAGAAAAAAGAUAACAGAGAGAGAAAAACAGAGAAAAAGAGAGAAAGAGAAAGAGAGAAAGAAAGAGAAAGAGAGAGAGAGAGAGAGAGAGAGAGAGAGCGAGAGCGAGAGCGAGAGAGAGAGAGAGAGAGAGAGAAAAUUUAGGUAUGUAUUUCAUUAAUUUGAAUUUAUUUCGGAGUAGCAUCUCUCUUUCGUUUACAAAAUAUUUGUCUAAAUUUUUGGUAGCUUUUUGCAAAAUUUCAAAUGAGCAGCAAAUGAAUUGAAUUACAAAUAUUUUUUUCGGCUUAUGAAACUAUUAAUCAUCAUCAGUUAAGAAUAAUAAGAAUAAGAAUCAGAGAAUCAAUAAUAAGAAUCAGAAUAAGAAAAAAAGUCUUGUUACAUUUUGUUCUGGAAGAAGACUAUUACAUAAUACAUGUCGUUUUCUUGAAUCUACGAAUGAUUGGAUUGGAUGAUUGGGGAAAAUAGAAGAUUAUUAUCUCUCUACCCAUAGCUUAGAGCUCAAGUAUGCUUUUACUCAGAUAUUCAUUUGGAAUUUGUGUUUAUUAAAUAGUCAUAAACGUGGUCCCGGUCGGGCAAUAUUUAGUUUAGUGUUAGUUAUAGGUGUUCAAAAUUGAAUUCUUGAUGAAGUAGAAUAGUUUUCGUUCUAUAUAUAGGUUACCUAUGCCUAUAUAUAGGUUUCCGCCAGUUUUUGUUAGCGAUUGAACGCGAAAUCAAGGAGUUCCGAGGAAACUACGCUGCGCUUAUCAAUAGCACAGAUUUUCAAACACAAAAGAACACACUAAUAUUGUACGAUAGCGUCGCCGCAACAAGAAAACCCAAUCAUUUAUAUAAAUCUACUUAAAGGUUUUGAAAAACCCCAAAUUUAUAAAUAAGUUCACUAUCGUAAAACUAUUUGAAAUUGAAAGCAUAACAAAUUGAUAGCGGGAUGAAUAAGUAAUAAGAGUUAAGUGCAUCCGCCUCCUUUAUAAGUGCAUCCUAUCGUGCAGAUCGUAUUAUACAUAAAGAAAUAAGUAUUUAGGAUUUUUAGGAAUUUAAGAAUACGGAGUACACGCCCAAAAUCCAAUGAAAAUAAAGAAAUAAAUCUUGGGUAACCACCAUGUUCUGAAGUAUGUGUAAACACAACAAAAUGUUUCGUGUAAAAUUAUGUGUUUAGGGCGCACAUAAACCAUCUGUAGUUUUAGAACAUUAAGCAUCGUGUUGUAAGCAUUUUGAUGGAUCACAUUACCGUGACGGUGUCAAUCGUUAGGGGAACAAAUGAAAUGAUUAUUGUCAGAAAAAAAAAACAUUUUGUUUGAAAUGAAUGGGAAGAGUAAUAUAGUAAAACCGAUGGAAAUAGUUUGGCAUGGUGUUGGGAUAAAUGUAUGAGCGACAGCAUAGAUGUCACAAUAGUAUGAGAUCUUCACCAUUGCUAAUGAUACUAAAACGGCACAUUGUUAUCGAACACACGCACAAACGUGUGCGCACUAAGAGCCCGUAGAGCAACAAAUUAAUGUCGGUAAUUGAUAAGCCUACAGUGCAUAAAACCAUAAAUGCGGCAUAUUCUUCAUCAGUAUAAGGUCAUCACGUUUCAUGUUGCCUUUGAACAAUGAAUAUAUCACAAUGCAAUACUUUUGUAGAUCUUUGCUGUCUUUUCAUCAUGGCCAACAUACACACGUAUUGAAUUCGUAUUUUUGGUCAUAUAACCAUGCCAUUGAUGUGGGAAAACGAACGAUAUACAUGUACACAGGCUGGCAAGGGAAGCAAAAAGAACGAGAAUAAGUAAUGCAUGGGAGGGUAAUGUUACAUUAAUAUUACAUUCAUAGACAGGUCGGUUUUGUUCUUUUUGCUCAUUUCGUACACCACAAUAUGUAUCAUUAAGAAAUUAUGGUCUACGUUAUUUCUUGUCUCGGAUGAUGUUCGUACACCAGUGCAGUUAACCCGUGCGAAACCGCUCUGUUGCAGGCCAGGAACGCUCGGAGGUUGUAUUUGCUGCAUAAAGAAAUGAAGAAUGUAAGAAAAACGAAUAUUCUAUUUAUGCAAAACGCGGCAUUGGUGUUUAAAGAAUUUAACGUACGUCUGCAAGUAAUAGCGCGCGUGUGUGUAUGUGUGUACCUGUCUGCCCGUCAGAAGUAUCUAUAUAAACAACAAUGAUUGUUGAGUUGGAUUGCUGAUCAAUGAGAAUAGUGUUACUGUCGAUGCAAGCAUCAAACAAAUGUCUGAAUAAUAUUCAGAUUUCUGAAAGAAAAACUAGGAAAAAAAUGAUAGGAAACAAAGUUUAUUAAACAAAAGUUUUUUGCAUUGCAUACAAGACAAGCACACUGGGCAUAUUCUUUACGACAACUGAACCAUACUUUAUUUGUCAUAAUAGUUUGCUUGCUAGAAACUUGAAUUAAAAAAUUGAGAUAUGAAAACUUUCGGAAAAGCAAAUGGUUACAUGAAUUUACAUUUUCUUGAAUAAAAUGACCAAAAUGAAUUAAAAGCACUUUUUUAUCAUAGUAUUUCUAACAAGCAGUAAGCGUUUCACGAAACUAUGUACAUUUACUGGUACUAUGGUACUUAUGUGUUCAUACAGUACAUUACAUCUUAUCAUUAAUUUAUGGCAGUUACCUAUGCUUUGGUGCCUAUCAACAAGUUUCUAGCGUUUGAAGAAAGUAUUGACAGAACAAAAUCUACAUUAAUCGUAGAAAAGGUAAUAUUUAACAGAAUGUGUAUGUUUGGUGCGCGAUAAGGAUCUAUUAGCGAAACUUACUUUUUGAAAUGUAGAAUCAAUAUUGAAUUUAUGUGUCGAGCGUAACAGCUGUUACACUAACGUGCACUGUGAUCAAAUCGCACCUGAAGUGUUGAUUUUUAUUGUUUAUCUGCAGAACUCUGUGGACUCUUUUUGGUAAAGCUGUUGGUAUGGCCAAACUAAUAUGAAUGUGGAAUUCACGUAAGCUCACAAUAUAAAAUAUGUACACGAAGCAGAUAUACUAGCAAUCGAAUAAGCAUUUGUUAAAGUAAAAUGAAAACAUAAUGAAUAGGUAACAUUCAGUUUAGAUAAGAGAUGAUCAAAAAAUUGUAAUAUAUAAAAUCCUCAGUAUCAAAUAUUAAUGUAACUGUAAUAUGUACUUUUGCUUUGGCAUAUACUCUUGGAUAUGUGGAUGCAUGUAUUUAUGUGCAUGCACUCCAGUUUCUUAGCAUUGUAUAUAAAUAUGUGUUUUACUGUUAAUUUCAAUAAUAAUGUUUAUAAUUGAUGAAGGUGAUUGAAGUAAACGCAAACGUCUGUCGUUAGAUGUUUUCUUAGUAAUUAAACAAGGAAAGAAGCAUGGACUUUGAAUUUUUGUCAAUUUGGUAUUUGAAUUGGCAAGUAAAUAUAAAUGAAUUUCCAUCUUAGAUUUUUUUCACAUCUAACCCAAAUGUCGCGGCUUGUUAAUUUGCUGGUUAAUUAAGUUUCGGGCUUUCGCAU
This is a messenger RNA of Anopheles cruzii, 7186 nucleotides long. RefSeq names its product forkhead box protein K1-like. Gene Ontology annotation, molecular function: RNA polymerase II cis-regulatory region sequence-specific DNA binding; protein binding; DNA-binding transcription factor activity, RNA polymerase II-specific. The record is from RefSeq and is a predicted model, not a curated record. The transcript is spliced from 7 exons. NCBI's taxonomy places the organism in Eukaryota, Metazoa, Arthropoda, Insecta, Diptera, Culicidae. Gene Ontology annotation, biological process: regulation of transcription by RNA polymerase II. The coding region runs from base 733 to 2652 and encodes 639 amino acids.